Vicugna pacos (alpaca) is the source of this 2736-nucleotide messenger RNA. The record is from RefSeq and is a predicted model, not a curated record. Lineage: Eukaryota; Metazoa; Chordata; Mammalia; Artiodactyla; Camelidae.
GCUCAGAGAGAAAGGCUAAAGUCCUCUGGAGGAUGUGGCUGCAGAACCUGCUUCUCCUGGGCACUGUGGUCUGCAGCAUCUCCGCACCCACCCGCCCACCCAGCCCUGUCACCCGGCCUUGGCAGCAUGUGGAUGCCAUCAAGGAGGCCCUGAGCCUUCUGAACGAGAGUAAUGAUACUGAUGCUGUGAUGAAUGAAACAGUAGAAGUCGUCUCUGAAAUGUUUGAGCCCCAGGAGCCGACAUGCCUGCAGACUCGCCUGGGGCUGUACAGGCAGGGCCUGCGGGGCAGCCUCACUUCGCUCAAGAGCCCUUUGACCUUGAUGGCCAGCCACUACAAGCAGCACUGCCCCCCGACUGAGGUGAGUGGCCACAUCAGGUCCCCAAGCAGGAAGGUCUCAUUCUAGGAGGGUGGAGGGAUGGUCAGGGAGAGAACUCUGGCUGUGGGUGUUCAGGACCCCAGAGGGUUUCUGUGUCAGCAGGUUUGCAGCGACUAGCCCCUCCAGUGAGGGAGCAGCCCAGCCCAUUUUCAACUCCAGGAGUUAAAGCCCUGGAGCUCCAGAGCCUACAGCGCUCCCUAGCGGGAGCUGCUACUAGACCUGUCACUGCUGUCCUUACCGUUAACGCGGUCAGAGGUGAGGCAAAUACAAGGAAACUCACGCCCUGCCUAACUAAGGCCCAGAGGAAGUUCCGGGGCCCAAGUGUCACCUUCCAAAAGGACUUUCCUCUGGCUCCUCAUAGAGUGCCUGGGUUGCCUGGGAGCAAGGACAGAGGCUUACCUGGAAUGGGAAAAGGCCCCAAACAUUCCUUUUCUGUGGGAGAAGAGUGACCUCUGUGGCUUUGAUUCCUGCCCCUUCUGGGCUCCUGGAGACGGCCCGGGCCCAGCUACCCUGCCCUGGCCUAGGACAAAGAGGCGAUGGUGGCCCAGUUACCUAGCAGACCAGCCUCUAGCUGGCACUUUACCAGGCCCCUGGUCCCAGCUGCCAUUGGGAGAGCUGUGCACCUGACCCAGUUAGCAGGUAAACGCCAGACAGGCCCUCUGGCCUCUUGAGUUCUAAGAGGCAGCACAAAAGCAUGCUGGUGCUUCUUCCACGUUACCCACUCACGCCUGGACUCAAGUUUCUUUCUUUCUUUCUUUCUUUCUUUUUUUUUUAAAGGAAACUCCAUGUGAAACCGAGAUUAUUACCUUCAAAAGCUUCAAAGAGAAUCUGAAAAAUUUUCUUUUUACCAUCCCUUUUGACUGCUGGGAGCCAGUCCAGAAGUGAAGCAGGCCAGAUCAGCCAGAAGUCAGCUUGGGAGCUUACCUCACAGACUGCUGCCCUCCUACCCACAAAGAGCCAAACAAAACUCAGGAUCUUCACCUUGGAGGGACCACAGUGGGGGCCAGGGCUGUAGGGGCCACAGAUUGCUCUGGGUCAUGUCGACCCCGAUACAGCCAUGGUAGGGGAAUGGGAGCUGUCGUACACUGGCAGGGAUCAGUAAUAUUUAUUUAUAUAUUUAUGUAUUUUAAUAUUUAUUUAUUUAUUUAUUUAAGCUCACACUCCAUAUUUAUUUCAAGAUGUUUUACAUAAUAAUAAAUUAUUAAAAAUCUGUUCUUACUUGUGCAGUUUUACAGUUUGUUUUCAACCAUAAGCAAAUGCUGGAGAUGCUCCUCCCUCAACAGGGCAGGGAGAGGAGGAAGCUGGGAGUUGGGGGAGGAGGCAGAGGCCUGCAGCCAGUCGGGGCAGUUGGAGGGGCAGUGCUGUCAGAGCACACAGGUGGUGAGAAUAGGCCUGUGUGUAGCGUUCUGCACAUCUGAACAUGCUUCCCUGGAUGCUCAAGGGUUCCUACCCCAGAGAGAGGUUUCCAGGUUCACUUGGAAGUCCAAGUAACCCAGCCAGGGGGAAGCUUGCUCCAGAAAAGGGGCAUCGUCCUUCUUGGGCAGGUAGGGGAUUCCUGGGGCUUGGCUGGUCAUUGUUGAAUGGGCCUGUCCUAGCAUCAAGCAAAACACCUGUGCCCCUCAGAGGCCUAGAACUGUGGCUGGGCCUUGCCCCUCACACUCCAGGCUUCAACCACUCCCAGCAUGAACAAGCAGAUAGACUAGCUGUUCAGGGAAAAAGAAACCAAACCACAGGGGUCAGAGCUCAGCAUAUUUACCAAACUUUCCCCAAAAUGGGUGAUCUUAAUCUUUUGAGAGUCAGAAUGUAAGUUCAAAAUUUGUUAAUAUAUGGCUCUAGUGUGGCAUUUUUUGAGCUGGUUUUUGUUUUCACAUGAAAUUUCACAUGCAAUGUGGCGCUUUCCCCCCAAAUUCAUGUCCUUCAGGCUGAGAAAACAGCAGCUCUCCUUCUUCCCCUUGCUUUGCCAGUAAGGCCAGAGCUCUUGUUCCUGAACCCAUCCUCCUGCGUCCCUCCUGGGGUCUGUGAGGAAGUAAGUAUGUCCCUAAGUGUCAAGAGGGCAGUGAGGCCAGGCUUCUCCUUGAUGGGUGGGGCAGGGGAAGCUCGCUUGGUACCGCUUUAGCUCCUGCCUGGCUUUUUCCACCCCACUUGCUCUCUCUGCUCUGGCCAUCACCUGCAGACAGUGCCAGUCCUGGCCAAAGACCUGCCCCAUAUAUAGGCAGAAAGAUCAUGAACUGAGAUGUGAUUAUGAAUAAAAAUUCUUAGACCAAGUCUGAAUUUCAGCAAAGACAAAAAUCCACUAAGAGUGCUGUAGUCAUAGAAAAACAUAUCUUGCCCAGAGAUAAGGUAGGUCCUUUCUGUCUUC